AUGUCUAGGCCUGUUGAGAGAAUAGCAGAGAUCAACAAUGGAAAAGAGCUUUGGAAGAUUGUUGUUAGAAUUCACCACAGAUGGAAUGUUGUGUCUAACAACAAGGAACAUUUUGAAAUGAUCUUUGUUGACAAAUUGGGAGAUGAUAUUUAUGUUGUUGUUCCAGCACCACAUGUGUCGGUGUUCACCGAAAAAUGCAUAUUAGGGCAUACUUAUACUGUAUCUAAUUUUAAGGUGGUGCCUUAUGUUCUGGCAUUCAAGGCAUCAGGACACAAAUAUAUGCCGUGUGAAAUUAAUAUAUUUCUUUCAGAUGUCAUUGGAAUGGUGGAUAGUAUUGGUUAUGCACAGACUGAGUCGGGCGCAAAGAAGCAGCAAAUUAGCAUGAUGUUGCGUGACCACGGCAACAACAUGUUGAACUGUACUCUGUGGGAAUCAUACGCGGAUCAGUUCAUCAGGUUUAACAAAGUUAGGGUUGCUGCAUCACUCCCUACAGUUGUGUUGCUUCAGUAUGCCAAAGUGAAAGAAGAAGGAAAGUAUCCUCUGUCUGUGACAAACACCUACACUGUGACCCUUUUAUGUGUUGAUGCUGAUUUUCCUGUCAUGAAAGACUUUAUUGAUAGAAUGCCUGAGGAGAGCAGGGUAACCCUGUCUGAUCAACUCGGAGGGAAUUCCCAAUUAUCCUGCCAGAGUUCUGAAAAUCAACAGCUGACUCCUGUGCAAAAAUUGUUCUCAAAGGCUAUUACAUUUUGUGCUAUUGUCGCUACAACAAAAUUAUUAGUCGCGUCUCCAUUUGGGUGGUACUAUCGUGCCUGUCAUAUGUGUCAAUCUAUAGCGCGUGGAGACAGCCCCCCAUUUGAGUUUGAAGCUGGUCAUGAAACCAUGGCUGAAGUCCUUAGGUAUAAGAUUGAGAUUGAGGUUACUCAUGGGGGCAAAAGCUGCAAUUUUGUGUUCUGGAACAGAGAAUGUGAAAUGCUCUUGGGUUUAUCUGCAUCCCAACUUCGUAACACUAUGAUUCAGGCUGGAAUUACUGAUCCAUUGGACUUCCCGUUAGCACUUGAUCAGUUGUUGAAGUUGGAAAUGGCUAUGAAGAUUAAAGAGAGUGUUGAUGAGGCUAAAACAUAUGCCAAUGAAGACUGUGAAUUGGUUACGGACCUGGAAAUUACAUCUGAGCACAAGCCUGAUGCUGUCACACCUGCUGGCAAGAUGCAUUUUGCUGGUGCAUCAAGUGAAUCCACUGAUUUGGACGGAUUACAUGAUGGAGAACUGUCAUCAAACAAGCUGAAGAAGAUAAUUAAAAUGGAGAAGAUUGAUUAG
Vicia villosa (hairy vetch) is the source of this 1314-nucleotide messenger RNA. RefSeq lists its product as uncharacterized. The coding region runs from base 1 to 1314 and encodes 437 amino acids. The transcript is spliced from 11 exons. NCBI's taxonomy places the organism in Eukaryota, Viridiplantae, Streptophyta, Magnoliopsida, Fabales, Fabaceae. The record is from RefSeq and is a predicted model, not a curated record.